AUAUUAGUUAUUGUAGUUAGUAGAGAACAGCCAUCCGAAUAGUGAGCAUGCGCUGGUGUUGUUCGUUGAUUUAAUAAUUCUCUUGUUUUCUAAAUAAGUUUUUUUUUCGAUCAGUAGAAUAGGUAAUCGACUCGUAUAGUAAAAAAAAUUUUGAAUGUGAAUAAGGUUAACUUCAGGUGUUGUUUGAAAGUGCAAAAUUAUUUUGUGUAUUCCCGAAACGUAUCUCGUUCAACUCGACAAAGUGUUUCACCAAAAAAAAAAGUUUUUUUUUUGUUGAAACCCAGCACUUACUUUAAGCCAAAAUUGGAUUUAGCAGUUUGCAACAUUUUGAAUAAAUGACUCAGAAAUAUACACAUUGAAAAGAUGACAUCUCGAACCAAUCCGUAUCGUCAUAUUGCAAUAUCAUGCAUGCUGUUGUUGGUAUGGAAACUGUCGAUCAUACCCCAUGUGUCCGGACAAUCGAAUUAUGCAUCGCAUGCUAACAAUAUUGGUUAUCGGGGAGAAGGAUUACCGGAGGAGGCAACAUUAGAUGGAAAAGUUACCAAAUUGGACGACAUCAGUCCAAUUAUUUUCCUAAAUCGCACAAAAGCAGCUCUUAAUUGUGCAGCAGGAUCAAUGGAGAUGGAAAUGAAAUUCAACGAACCGUUUUUCGGUCUUGCUUAUGCUGAUUUUGAUCGAAACAGCGCAUGCCAAAUAUUGGGUAAAGGUGAACUUAGCUAUAAGUUAGAACUUCCACUUAAAGGUUGCGGUACGAAACAGGAACCACAACGUGUAUUUACCAACAAUGUCGUUGUUCGAUUCCAUCCCGGAUUGGAAAUGGAUGGUGACGAAAUAAUCACGAUUGUUUGUCGAUAUCCUCCACCACAAGCCCCACCUCCAUCACCUAUCAUCAUCCCCGAUCCGCUGCGUGUGAUUACUGAUACUGCCGGAUUUGCGCCACCAUUGAAGGGAAUUCAAAUUCUGUUGAUAAUUUGUGGAAUUAUGUUCCUCACUUUACUGCUAUUAGGUUUAGGAGUCUCAUAUUACUGCCUCAGACGUCGAACCAUACCGGUUGUGCGUCGAUUGCCAAUGUCGAUGGGAAGUGGAUCCGAAAUUACCAAGCUAAGUGGAAGCAGUUUAGGAAACAUAUCCCAAUUCGAAGGACUGAAAAUCCCCAGAGCCCAUCACGCACCAUUGGCUGCUGUACAUAGUUCAUCUGGAAGCGAUGGUCCACUGAUUUCGGAUACACUACCAUCCGACUAUCCAAGUGAAUCUCAUUCAGAAACUGAAGAUGUCGAUACUCGAUCUCUACCGGUCAGUUCAGCUGGUAGUUUCGACAAUCGUGCCUACGUGCACGACAACUCGAGCAUUUACAGCGAACAUUAUGGACAUACUCAAGAGUUCCAUACAGCUAACGCUGCAAUGAUCGCCGUUAAGGAACCAUCACCCAAAUUUGAUGUUCAAGUCCGAGUCAAGAGAGCACCACCUCCACCUCCAUCGCCUCCGUCGUCUGACACGGAAAGCACAACUACAAGCAUACGAGAUCGAAAUAAUCUGUCAACCAUCAUGGAAUCUCAUGAAGAUCGUGAAAGUGUUGUUACCAUCGAAUCCAUGCCACAUGAUACUGCCCAAAGUCACUUCACUUAUGUACCAGAAUUGCAUCCUGCGCCAAAACAUGUACAACCUCCACCAGUGUUUACUAGAAUUUUAAGAAGACAACAGGAACAACGACAAAAACAAUCUUGGCCAGAAGAUCUUGCUGAUGGUCCACCGGACUCAUACACUACAGCUGUUGAAAUUGAAACAGUUGAACCGUUGAAUGAACCACCAAUUGUGGUUAAACGACCCGAAAUUACAUCACACGUUGUCGAUGAUGUUUUCCUGCGCACAAUAACUGAGAAGAAGACAAUCGAAGAUAUUGAAAAAUAUAAACGAAUGGUCACCGAAUACAAAGCUCGACCGAUUGUCGAUCAAACUUGGGACGUUACCAUCAGAAACUAUCCAACCGAAGGCAAUAACCAGCCACAAUGGGAAGAUUUCUCUGACAUAUCCAGUGCUUCUGGUAUGACAUUGACUCCAAAAAUGGAGCGAAGCGAAUUUUCAAUUCCACCACCGACGUACAUCAACGAGAGUGGAUUGAAACUAACGAGUCCGGAAUUGGUUGGCAACAUGAAGCCAAUUGAACUUCCGCCAGAAGAUAAGUCGGUGGCCAAUUGGGAUGUGUUAAUUAGAGUUCUGGAACAGGAAGAGGAAGCCAUCGCCGAUGAUGUUAGCUCCGAGCAUUCGUCCCACUUUUUGCAACGCCAAUUGAGCUACGAUGACAAGGCAAAAUGGAAGGAGAUUAUUACCACAGAAUCCACACUCAGAUCAAUGUUAACAGAAGCUGUGGUUCGCGAAGAUUUCGAACGCAUCCGAAGUGACACUCGCUACGAACGAAUCUUCGAACCGCAAACAUGGGAUGUUCUGAUUCGAAUCUUAGCACCACCCGAAGAAGAGAUCGAACUACGUGCACCAAACAAACGAAACAAGAAAAAGGAACCAUGGGACACACGGUCACGCCGCAGUUCAUUACCAACACUUUACGAAUACGACAGUGAUGGUGGCUCAUCCGUUCGCACAAUCACAUACGAUGCCGCCGAUCGUCCAAGUCAGUCACUUCAUCCACAGUCGCGCAGAACAUCACGUUCGUCGUACCGGUCCGAUAAUGUGGACAUGCGCUCAAUGUCAGAAGUGAUGGUUAAUUUCUCACGACCAGAUCACUUGGACAACACUUCCGAUGCCAGUUCUAUUUAUCCCAAUCGGUAUUACGAGGAAGACUAUGACCGACGAUCGAUCCAGCGAUCAUUGAGUCAGCCAAGCUUAGCCAGAUCUGCGAGUGAAUUCACAGAACGAUGGGUUGCGCCAGAUAACACAUCCGAAAUAUCGUCACCCGAAGGUACACCAGUUGCUACAAGGACGAAUCGUGUUUUGACAACAUUCCAGCCGCGUCCCCAACCACCCCCAGUACCUCGACGAAUUGUUACCGCUGAAACGCAAUACGUACAACAGAGUUCGUCAUCGUUCCAAGCAUCCGGCACCACCACAUCACCACCAAAAGAGUGGUAUUCAUCGACGCAAAAGUGAUGUGGAUGAUAAUAUUUUGAAAACAGUUAAAAAUGCUGCCACUAAAACACGUUAUUUUUUAUAUUAUUAACUUCAUGUGCCAAUAAUCGAAAACAAUUUUAAUUAUUUUAAUUUUGAUUCAAUCGAUUUCGAUCGCAUUAUUGUUUCGACAUAAUAUUUAGUUUAUUACCGUACAUACCAGAUGAAUAAACAUUCCAUUUCGAUGUGACACACGUUACUGACCAUCCCAGUGAAGGAAUUUUUUGUGUGUUUUAAUAAUUGAGUUAACCAACAGUCAUUUGACGGGCCAUUCAUAGAUUCAAUCACUCUAUUUUCAAAAGCGAAAUCUCGUAAUUUGUAAAUUUGUAAAUUCGUAGCCUACAUUUGGGCGAAAAAAUCUGCAAAGGUUUCUCCAAGUGGAAUAACUUAUCACCCACGAACCAAUUUUCCCUUUAAAUGUCACACAUCUUUGCGUGCUUUAAUGGUUUUACUUUUUCAAAAAAAGAUUUUGGUUCAGAGGAAUCAUCAAACAACAAAUAUUGUUUCGCCUAAAAAUAGGCUACAAAUUUGCAAAUUGUACAUUGCUCUUAUUCUUAAUGUGGAGCCUCUGGACAUAUAUUGUUAUAUGAUCCAAUGCAGACCCGAACUGGUCGUAUUGGGCUACUGUACACCGCUCGGUGAGCUUUUUUAACUUUUGUUGUAAAGAAAAAAUCACAUCGCCUGGUGGACCUUUUGGUAGCCAGUCCAACCCUGAUCUGAUUGCAUUACAUCCAGCCCAAAGGAUUUAAUUUACACAUUCCAUUUUUACAAAGUGAAAGUACACGAGUACCCGAAUCAUUUCAGGUGAAAAUGUCUCUGAUAAUAACUAGCAACUAGCAAACAUAGCAACGCGAAGGAGACCUAAUUCAGAUUGUAUUUGUAUCUACUGUCAAACUUGAAGGAAGAAAAACACGAACAUUUUGAUUUAGGUCUCUUUUGCAAUGUUAUGUGUAGCUAGAGUAACCCAAUUCGUCGUUUGUUAUAUUGUCAAACUUGACAGAAGAACGAGAGAAUGGUUUGUCUCUUUCUGCUAUGUAUAGAGACAGUAUGACUUAUCUACCCAGACUAGGCACUUUUUUUGUAUGAAAUAUUUGGUCCCGACACUAGAGACCGACACCUACAAUGUGUAAGAUACAAUUUCGUCACCAAUGCAUUCAAAGCAAUGUUACCUUCAUUGAUUGGUCCUGGGGUAAUGGCAAAUAGUUUGCUAGAGGUUUUACUCAGGUGAAUAAAAACUGCCUUACUCUAGCUUCACAUAGCGACACGACAUGAUACCUAAUUCAAAUUUUUCUUUUUCUUCUCCUGUCAAAUUUGACAGCAUAACCAAAGAAAAAUUUUACUUGGGCCCGUCGCUAUGCAAAGAUAAAGCUACACGGUUUUAAAAGGGCGAACAAAUUAUUUUAAAUUUCGAGAAACUUUUAGAAAUUCCAGCGAGGUCAUGCGAGACUUUUGAAUACUUUAAACAAAUUUUCCCUAAAUCAAGAGGAUCACAAGUUUCGGUUGAAUUUAAAUGCAGCGUUAUAUUUUGUAGCGCUAACGAUUUCUAUAGAAUCUAAGUGCUACAAUCAAUUGAAGCUGUGCUGUACUCUAAUGUACCCGAGUUCAGUGUAUUUUUUGCGGAUUUGUAUUUUACAUUCAUUCGCUUGUGUACCUUGGAUCUAUCGGGUAACUACAAUAAGCGAUCAAUUCAUCGUCAAAAAUCUUCAAGCAAAUGUCUUAUUGCUAGUCGAACGUAUUUACAGAUGACAUUAUAAUCGACAGACCAGACACUACAAAAUUAAGCUAUAAACAAACUCUGGCCAGUGAAGUUGAAGAUUUACUUUCGAUCAGUUGAAACCACUUAGGUCGAAAGACAAAAUUGAUAUGGUUGCCGUCUGUGAAAGGUUAAACUCAAUCUGUUACAGUAAGUGAACGUCACAUCAAAGUGUUUAUUGAAAUUUUAAUUUUAAUUAUUAAAAAGGAAAAUUUAGAGAAAAAAAUUGGAUGAGCAAUAAAAUUGUAACAAUUUACUGUGAUAAAUAAUUUCUUUCGGAUUUUCUUUACUAAUCCCGUCAUUUCGGCUCUUAAAACAGUAUAACGGUCAGGGUAUGUUAAAAGUAAAUUAAUUGAAUUAUUUUGAAAAUGUUGAAAGCUAAGUUAGGACAACGACAACAAGAACAACAAAAGUUCGCUGAACAAUUUCAUUAACUCUUCUAACUAUCUAUAGCACUCAAUUUGAUGAAUUUUAACCUAGCUUUCCAUUUUCAACAGAAAUUAAUUAUGGGGAACUAUAUACUAACAGAAAAGAGAUUUAGUUUAUCGAUUAAAUAAUUCCAUUGAAAAUACAUCAAGCUUGAAGUAUUUUUUUUUUUGCUCACUUCUCUGUUUACACCAACGAGACUUACACAAAUAAAACUUUUAUUUUCGGUUGGAAAAACCAUAAAUCCAGAAAAAGUUUCCCAGAAAAUGAACAGAAACAAACGUCACGUACUAUGCGCUUUUGAGAAUGGAGAUUUUGAUGUUUUUCCUUCGAUAUUUUUUAUUUUAGAUUUAAUCAAACAUUCCGUUGUUAAUUGAACGCGAAAUAAACUUAAGAUUGAGAGCAGAUUGCGGGAGAUUGUAGAGUUUGCAUUAAUUACCAGACGUUUCUCCGGGCGAGACCAAUUCAAACUUAGAUAAACUAUAAGACUCGCACACCAUCUAGGGAAGAUAAUUCCGAUCAUGGAAGAGAAUUUCCAUCGUCUCGUGUUUUUAUCGUUAUUCCAUUUCUUCAUGCAAACAUGCCCUCUCUUAUCGACGGUUUUACUCACAAUGCCAAGACUGACGACCUCUUCAAACAUCAUCUUUACGGUACACAUUUUCAAAGAAUGGAUCUACUAAAUCCACAUUCAUUUUUCAUUCAAAAGACUGAAUGAAUGUGUGCUCUCGUACUCGAAGCGAUUAUAUGUGACGAUAAAAGUUUUUGUAUUUGCGAAUUAUGGGUACGGUGAAUGGAAUAGGAGCGAUUCACCUUUCUGUGGGAAAGCUUCGUUUACUUGUGUGAGUCUCUAUUCGGGUAUAAUCGAAAGAACAUUUUGCAGUUUACCAAGAAAAAUAUCGGCAAUCAGUACUAAAAUCCACUCACAUUUAGAUUGUACAUUCCAAUAAUGCAACUAACAAAUUAACGUUUAAACUUAUGAAACGCGAAAGACAAUACUGUAUGAGCGUCGACGAAUAAUCCAAUUAAAUGUGUUUGAUGUCGACGAUAAAAUUAUUAAAAUCGAAAAGAUUUUUAUUUUAAAGUCAUUGUAACGUUAAGAACAGUGAUUGUAACUAAAUAUUUUAAGAGAUUUAAAUAAAGAGCUUCAAUUAAUAAUUAAA
Molecule: messenger RNA, 6459 nt
Organism: Bradysia coprophila
Lineage: Eukaryota; Metazoa; Arthropoda; Insecta; Diptera; Sciaridae
Gene: pot
Product: zona pellucida domain protein papillote
Source: RefSeq, a predicted model, not a curated record